CCCGGGGGCCUUCCGGCGUCGGCCUGUCCGGCAUGGGGGAGGCGGCGGAGGCGUCGCGGCCGCGGGUGGGCAGCGGGCUCCUGCCCAGCUUCGUGGAGCGGCACGUCUGCUUCGUCGGACGCCUCGACAAGAUUCAUCCAAACGGAAAGUCUUUCGUCCUGUCAGACGGAGAAGGGAAAAAUGCCACGAUUGAGUUGUUGGAGCCGCUGAGCGAAGAGCUGUCCGGCGUCGUGGAAGUGGUCGGCAGGGUGACCGCCAAGGGGACCAUCCUCUGCUCCACCUUCAUCCCCUUCCGAGAAGACAACGGGCGCUUUGAUCUGGGCCUGUACAACGAAGCUGUGAAAAUCAUCCAUGACUUCCCCCAGUAUUUCCCAUUUGGGGUGGCGGAGCAUGAGUGAGGGUACCGGGAAGGAUCCCGUCUCCCAGCGGAGAGGACGCGGCGACGAUGCCGCCGGCAAACCUCAGCCCUCCAGAGAAAACUCUCCGGGAACCGCCGAUACCCUUCCCUUCUGAUUAAUAAAAAAGGGCCCGCUUCACUUGU
This is a messenger RNA of Tachyglossus aculeatus (Australian echidna), 541 nucleotides long. RefSeq names its product replication protein A3 (gene RPA3). Gene Ontology annotation, biological process: mismatch repair; double-strand break repair via homologous recombination; base-excision repair. Bases 33 to 398 code for a protein of 121 amino acids. The record is from RefSeq and is a predicted model, not a curated record. NCBI's taxonomy places the organism in Eukaryota, Metazoa, Chordata, Mammalia, Monotremata, Tachyglossidae. Gene Ontology annotation, molecular function: single-stranded DNA binding; damaged DNA binding. The transcript is spliced from 4 exons. Gene Ontology annotation, cellular component: nucleus; DNA replication factor A complex; site of double-strand break.